AUGGCACAUGGUGCGGAGGACUGCGCAACUGUCCUGGACCAGUUCGUCCACGACGUGGCGAAUCUUCCGGCUGAGAUCAACCACCUUAUGGAGGAAAUCCAGGCCAAGGACAAGGUUAUGCAGGAGUGCCGCGCUACAAUCAACUCGCGCGAUAGCAGCAUCCAGAAGUUCAUCAAACUGAACGGCAGUUUAACGCCGAACCCAAAGGAAGAGCAAUACAGCAAGAUUAUCCUACAGAAUAUGGAUAGAUCCCACGAGCUGCAGAACGAGAAGAUCCAGCUCAGCGAGAAGGCAUGCGUCCUCCUUGAUCGCCAGAUCAAACGACUGGACGUGCGCAUUCGUGAUCUAGUCAACGAAGGCCUCCUCACCAACGAUCCGCCUCUCCCUUCCCUGUUCGACUCGAAAAAUAAAUACCGCAACCCACCAAAGAUCUUCCUCCCAGACUCCACGCCCUCCGACUCCCCCGCCUACUCAACUCCCCUCAACCCGACUUCCGGAAACGCGAAUCCUAUCCUGGCUGCUGCGCAGCGCUUGAACCAAUCCACAACUCCCCGCCCCACUGCCUCUACCUCUGCAGCCCAGCUCGGACAAGUUGCGGCACGCAGCUCCGCACCGGCUACUCCGGCAGCGGCGGCCGUCGUACACCUCCAGCAACGCCAACGCGAAUCCUCCGCCGGGGCAGUGGACAGCAAGCGCCGCCGCUUGAACCCAUCCCUCAACACCCUCCCCGCAGCGUCUUCAAAUCUGCGCCAGUCCUCUAUGGGCCCUGGUACACCGAAGCCUGGUACACCGGCAGGCAGCCGUGCAGGCAGUGCCGGGCCCCGUUCUAGCAUCGGCACCAAGAAGGCACUGACCAAGAAGGUCGCGCCACACCAGCAAGUCAAGAAGCUGAAGACUGCCAGCGGAAAGCCGAUCAAGCGCUCUUCCAGUGCUAGCGGUCGCAUCAAGAUUUCGAAGAAAUCUCCCAAUGGAGAAGGCGAUGAGGAUGAUGACUCCAUGCUCAGCAGUGCUGAUACAUCGGACUCUGACAAGAGUGAUGGUGUUGCUGAAGAUGAUGUCGACGAUGAGGAUGAGGACGAGGGUAACGAGGAUUCGAAGGUCUAUUGUACCUGCCGCACUGUUAGCCAUGGGGAUAUGGUGGCUUGCGACAAUGAUGAGUGUCCCUAUGAGUGGUUCCACUGGAAGUGUGUUGGCUUGACGCGCGAGCCAGUUGGGACUUGGUACUGUGAUGAGUGCAGGCGUACUCUGGGCAAGUGA
This is a messenger RNA of Penicillium egyptiacum, 1257 nucleotides long. NCBI's taxonomy places the organism in Eukaryota, Fungi, Ascomycota, Eurotiomycetes, Eurotiales, Aspergillaceae. The record is from the annotation of a GenBank genome assembly.